Molecule: messenger RNA, 315 nt
Organism: Ziziphus jujuba (common jujube)
Lineage: Eukaryota; Viridiplantae; Streptophyta; Magnoliopsida; Rosales; Rhamnaceae
Exons: 1
Coding region: 1-315 (104 amino acids)
Source: RefSeq, a predicted model, not a curated record
AUGAUAGGUCCAGUGGCUUACAGGAUUGACUUGCCGGAGGAGCUUUCUCGAGUCCAUGAUGUUUUUCACAUUUCCAUGCUCUGCAAGUAUAUCUCAGACCCAUCACAUGUGUUGGAGACACCGGAGAUUGAAUUGAGGGAUGACUUGUCUUAUGAGGAGCAGCCAGUGCAGAUUUUAGGAAGGGAAGAGAAAAGGCUUCGCAACAAGACUCUAGCUUUGGUGAAGGUUCUUUGGAGAAACCACCUUGUUGAGGAGGCGACUUGGGAGCGAGAUGAUCAAAUGCGGAGUCAGUAUCCUUACCUCUUCCAAAACUAA